AUGACUUAUGCUACAAUAAUAUGGAGUAAGGGUAUGGUAGGGGAGAUACUAUAUUUAGUAAAAUUCUACGGAUACAUGGUGUCAAUGGUUAGAGCACAGGGAGGCCGGCACCGGGAGGAAAGGGAUGGAUUUUAUAGCGGGAAAACUACAAGUCUUAGCGCAAAUCUAAUUACUGUGUUGGACAGAGGUCAAGAUGUGGUUGAUUCAAUAGGAUGA
Messenger RNA from Oppiella nova, 216 nucleotides. The record is from the annotation of a GenBank genome assembly. NCBI's taxonomy places the organism in Eukaryota, Metazoa, Arthropoda, Arachnida, Sarcoptiformes, Oppiidae.